CGGAGUUAUUGUAAGAGCCGCUGCCCGCCCUUUGCUCUCUUUUUCCACUUCACUUUGGAGUUUGAGCGCCUCGGCUAUUUUACCAGCAAGAGCAACCUGGUAGGUCUUUGCUCUUCUUCUACUCCUACAUCCUCUCCACUAGCGAAACGACGUCGCUAUUGCCAUCGGCGGCUUCUUCCUCACCAUCUAACUUCUCCAGUGCAAGUACCUGUAGCUGUACUCGGAGUGGACUUCCAAAGAUUCAGUGAUAGUCAUGGAAACAGAUGAGGAGCAGCGGGUGCUUCCGUUUCAGCUUCAAUUUGACAAACCUGUCACUUCUCAGAUCAAAAUUGCGGAGUGGAAUCCGGAGAAGGAUUUACUUGCCAUGGUGACAGAGGAUUCUAAGAUUUUGCUCCAUAGAUUCAAUUGGCAGAGGUUAUGGACUAUCUCCCCUGGAAGGUGCAUUACGUCACUGUGUUGGCGUCCUGAUGGUAAAGCAAUAGCUGUUGGGCUUGAAGAUGGAACCAUUUCCUUGCAUGACGUUGAGAAUGGGAAGUUAUUGAGAAGCUUGAAGUCUCAUACUGUUGCAGUUGUGUGUCUUAAUUGGGAGGAGGAUGGACAACUGAAUAGGGAUGAUUCUCCUAACUUAUCAACUUAUGAAGACCGUACUCCUCGUUUCUUCCCUCCUGCUCCUCGGCCUCCUCGGACACUUGGUGUGGUGUGUGGAGACACUGGUUUCAUGGAUGACAAUGAAGAUUUAUAUCAAGAGUUGUCAAAUUCUUCAUACCAACGAUUUAAUGUUCUGUGUAGUGCAGACAAUGAUGGAAACAUUUGCUUCAGUAUAUUUGGAAUAUUUCCGAUAGGAAAAAUUAACAUACACAAGUCUUCUGUUUCCACCCCCUUUGUGGAUAAACAAUCUGCUCACCAGUUAAUGAAUGCCUCUAUCUACAAGGUUGCUUUGUCAAAAGACCUUUGUCGUUUGAUUGUCAUGUGCUCAGGGGAACUUGAUGAAAAUAUGACUGAAUUGAGACAAAGUCAAAUGGCUGCGCAUGGUAUGAAUGGCUCGCAUGGCUUAGUGCUUGAUACAUCUAUAUUUUUUAAUAGGAAAAAUGAGCUCCAUCAAUUGGCCCAACAAGCUUCUAACAUUGAGGAGUUAACUGAGGUUAUCCGGGCCUCAUUGUCAGUUAUGAUUAAGCAGUGGUCAGAUGCAAUGCGCACGUUUCAUGAAAAGUUUGCUUCCUUAUCUACUUUGAUAAUUGACCACGCCCUGGAUUCAUCUCCUCAAGAGGAGUUCCUAAGCCUUUUGGGUGGUGCUCGGACCAGUCCAGCAGUACACCAGUUUCUGGUUAAUACUCUUGGUGAAGUGGGGGUGAAACGUGUGUCAAAGGUUGUUUGUGGUGCAGCAAAAGAACUUCAGCGUAUUGUUCUUGAUCACAUGCAGCCUGCUGCAGAAAUUAUUGCAUUUAGGAUGGGAGAACUAAGAGCCCUUUCAAGAUGGCGUGCACGAUUCCAGGGUAUUGGUUUGGAUGAGGUGCUUAUCAAUAAUGCAACAGAAAGAUCUGGCAUGAUAUUAGUACAAAUUGAACGGUUUAUGAGGGUCCUUGCAUCUGUGGAACAGCAGUUUUCAAAUUUCUUCAAUUGGCUUCUUAAAUGUAUAAAGCUUCUUAUGCAAGAACCAAGUGAUCAGCUUCUGCCGUAUAACAGUGAACUGGUUGUCAUAUUCUUGAAGUUCUUGUAUGAUCAAGAUCCAGUUAGCCAGUUUCUGGACCUUUCUGAAGUUCAUAAUAUUGAAGUGGACUUGGAAACAAUGCAGAGAGUCAAAGAAUUAGUUCAGUUUGGAGGGUUUUCGGAUAGUGAAUAUCUGCGAAGGACAUUAGCUAAAGAGUUUCAAGAAAUGGAGUGUAGCUUCAAGGAGGCUUUUCAGAUGCCCUUUUUGUCAAUCUCAAGAAAAAUAGUUUGUGAGGAUUUGCUGCCACUGUUUCCACUUCCAUCUUCAUCAGCAUCUACGUCCAUGAUAAUUCCCAUGUCAAUAUCAUAUUAUGAGGAAGUCUCUGAAUCAGUUUCAUCUUGUCAACAUGGCCUUGUUGAUUACAUAUGCUUCCAAGUACCAAAUGAACCUACUUCAAAUAUUUCAAAUUGUAUAGGCAUAGCGAGAGGAUUUAUGUGCAACUUGAGCAGUUUAAAGAAGAGCCAAACAUCAUUGGAAGCUGUAUUGUUGUCUAUUCCUGCUGGUUAUGAAUGUGUUGAUCUGUCUUUAUAUAAGGAUACUCAUAUUGUGUUGCUAUUAAAUGGGACUGUCACAUCUUCUGAAAGCUCCGGAGAUGCUUGUAUGAUGGUUGUGCAAGCUAGAGACCUUCCUUUCAUAUCUCUUUCGAGAUCCAGUUCCCUGAACGUUUGGACAUCACAUCAACUUAAGGAUGCUGUUGUACAGCUGCAAAUGGAGAAUGAGAAGGUUCGCUACAUUCCUCAUUCUGUCGUAGCUCCAUUGGCAGUUAGUGCAUCGAGAGGCGUAGCCUGUGUUUUUGCUGCAAGAAAGCGUGCCUUGGUUUACAUACUGGAAGAAGAUGAAGAUGAAUCUUGGAUUCAGAAUGACUUGCUCUUUCUGGGUGAAUUUAAUCACUUUGCCCCACAACAAAUCUUUUGAUUAAUUUUAUUUAGCAUUCAUUGCCAUGUAUAAACCUUGUUAUUUCCAAUAGGUGUAAUUCAAUCAAUUAGUAUUUUCCCGAA
Manihot esculenta (cassava) is the source of this 2706-nucleotide messenger RNA. Its product is annotated as anaphase-promoting complex subunit 4. Gene Ontology annotation, cellular component: nuclear periphery; anaphase-promoting complex. Gene Ontology annotation, biological process: anaphase-promoting complex-dependent catabolic process; protein K11-linked ubiquitination; positive regulation of mitotic metaphase/anaphase transition. Lineage: Eukaryota; Viridiplantae; Streptophyta; Magnoliopsida; Malpighiales; Euphorbiaceae. Gene Ontology annotation, molecular function: protein binding. The record is from RefSeq and is a predicted model, not a curated record.